CCAGACUCUGUUCUCCGCUUGUUUCUGUCGCUUUGUUUGUCUUGCUCGGUUCCGAUGCGUCUGUGUGGAGCUUAGAGUGAAUAUCUGUGGGCUUGGUUUUGUUGUUUUUCCGGUGGCUUUUUGUUGUCAACGUCGUCUGGUGGGGGAGAUUCUAAUUUGUAAAGGAUGGUUCGUGGUGUUAUGAGGUUUUUCUGAUACAUGGGAAUUUAGUUGGAAAGGUUCCCUUCUUGCAACAUGGGACUCGGUCCUGAUGCUAUCCAGGUGGGGGCUUGGAAUGUGGGGAAAUCAAGCAGAAAGAAGAAGGAUUGUGAAGCUGAGGGGCCUGGGUUGUGGAUUAAGUUUGGGCUUAUGGGAAGCUGUUUAUCUGCAAGGUCCAAAGUGGAUGGUUCCGUAAGUGGCACUAGCUCUCAAUCUAAGAGUAAAUCUACAAAUAAUACCAUCAGGGACCAACCAGUUAUUCCAGUUGUGUUGUCUUCAACCACUAGCACUGCUGAAAGCACUCCAUCCACUCCAAAUGUAAGUGAGGAACUGAAAGUUGCUUCUCAGCUUUGGAAAUUUUCCUUUAAUGAGCCCAAGUCAGCAACAAGGAAUUUUAGACUCGAGUCUUCUUGGGCAGGGAGGGUUUGGUUGUGUUUUCAAAGGUUGGAUCAAUGAGAAUGGAAUUGCUCCUGUGAAAGCUGGUACAGGAUUGUCUGUUGCUGUCAAAACCCUCGACCAUGAUGGACUUCAGGGUCAUAAAGAAGGGCUUGCUGAAGUUACUUACCUCGGUGAUCUCUUGCAUCCUAAUUUGGUCAAGUUGAUUGGUUACUGCACUGAGGAGGAUCAAAGGCUCCUGGUCUAUGAGUUGAUGCCUCAAGGGAGCUUGGAGAAUCACUUGUUUUGAAAAUCUCUUCCUUUACCCUGGUCCAUCAGAAUGAAAAUUGCUCUUGGUG
This is a messenger RNA of Rubroshorea leprosula, 932 nucleotides long. NCBI's taxonomy places the organism in Eukaryota, Viridiplantae, Streptophyta, Magnoliopsida, Malvales, Dipterocarpaceae. The record is from the annotation of a GenBank genome assembly.